Molecule: messenger RNA, 669 nt
Organism: Arabis nemorensis
Lineage: Eukaryota; Viridiplantae; Streptophyta; Magnoliopsida; Brassicales; Brassicaceae
Source: the annotation of a GenBank genome assembly
AUGGUGGCACACUCGUUUCGCCUCGUUAGCGUUGAAGGAAAUUCCCGACGAUUCAACCUUCAACUUCGCGAAGGUGAACGAUCUCCUGUUGAUCCUCCAAUGUGGCUGGAUGCAAGUGCUGACGGUGGAGAAUACUUCUAUGUCAUCCACGAUGGAGUUGGAAGAGUCCGCAGCUGCUGGUCAAACAUAGGAGUUGUACCAAAGAAUGUAAUUCCUGAUGAAUCGUUCUCUGGUGUAUUCUACGAGCUGGAUAAAAGUUUCAUGAACACUGCCUUAUUGCUGCAUCCACGGAAUUUGCAGCUUUUGAUGGUAGCGCUUAGAAUGUUUGAUUUUUUUCAAGAAGUUCCGGAUGAAAGUUCUGAUGAAGAGGACAAUGAAAACCCUCCACCUGCGCCUGUUCCUGCUCCUGGAAGUUCCUCUCAGGUGCUUGUCCAGGCCGUUCAACCAUCAGAGUUGCUGCGUGAACAGAAAUAUUUGGCGGCAGAAAUUGAAGCAACCAAAUACAGGUUGGAAAAACUUCAGGCUCGCUAUGUCCAAGUUCAACAUUCUCUUCAAGGAACCCGCCCGACAAAUGAAGCUGGAUGCUCAAGGAAUGUAAGAACCCGCCCGACAGACGAAGCUGGAUGCUCAAGGAAUGUAAGAUGUUAUCGGUCUCGGCGGUCUUCUUAG